GGAAUCGGAGAAAAAGACUCGGAUAUUGCAGCAGUACGUGCAAAUUAUCCAAUGCGAUACCAGUGUGGAAUAUACUACUUUGAAGUCGAGAUUAUAUCCAAAGGAGUCGAUGGUCACAUUGGUAUUGGUUUCUGUUGGCCGUCAAGCAAACUCAAUAGACUUCCAGGUUGGGAAGUUCAUUCUUGGGGAUACCACGGUGACGAUGGACACAUCUUUUCUGGACCGGAGACAAGCAAAAAUUAUGGCCCAACAUUUGGCACAGGAGAUAUUAUUGGUUGUGGUGUCGAUUUCCGAGACAUGACAGCAUUUUACACCAAGAAUGCAAACUUUGGAAACCAACCUUACAAGUACGACAUACAUCAGUACAUUGAGAGCGAAAGAAUACAGAUGCAGGAAAUAGUAUAUAGGACCACACCUGUUCGUCCACAUCCACAUCCAAAUCCCAAUCUUAAUCUUAAUUUAAAUAUGAGUUCAAGUCAAAAAAAGGAUAAGCAUUCAAUAGCAACAACAGCGGCAGCAACAGCAGCAGCAACAACACCAACACCAUCACCAACGCCAGCACAAACACAAACACAAACACAAACACCAACAAUGAUAAAUGAUCCACCUGCUAUAGAAGAGGCAAAAUCAAAGGACGUGAUGAAUGCAUUGAUACUUGACUAUCUAGGAUAUUAUGGCUACUACAAUACAUCACAGGCCCUUAGAUCGACCUCAGUCAAACAUUUGGGUCCGUUGAUUGGAGAGACACCGAUGUUGGUAAACAAGGUAGAAUCUCCAGAUGCACGUAAUAGACAUGAUAUACGUAAAGCACUUGUGGAUGGAGAUAUUGAACAAGUGAUCAAGAAAUGUGAGACCCUUUAUCCUGGAGUAUUUGUAAAGAACCCUCAGAUAUUGUUUCGGCUACGGUGUCAGAUGUUUGUCGAAAUGGUCAGGGUAGCUCAAGGAGGAUCUGGAGUAGGCCAUGAAUCAAGCAAGACGACUAAUGAAGAUCUAAAAGACACACCGCCUACAAAGCGUAAAGUUUCUGAAGCCGGUCUUGAUGACACUGAUAAAGAUAAUGACGACGACGACGACGAUAAUAUUGAUGAUACUGGUGAUGAUACUGACGAUACUGGUGACAAUGACAAUGAUUGUAAUAACGGCGCCGAGUUGACUCAGCCUGAUGGAAAACGACGGAAAAAGAAACACCCGAGUGGGAGUGAAACAGAAGUAGAACCUGUUGUUAAUGUGGCGCCAAAAGGAACAGAAUGUUUUGCCUGCGAAAACACUCUUGAAAAAGCAAUGGUUUAUGGCGAGAAACUCAAGAAGCUUUAUGGAGAUCUAGCAGAAGAUGAUCCCGAGAGAAAAAAGACAUUGAGGGCUGUAUUUUCUGUACUUGCUUACACAAAUCCAGUUGAAGAAAAGACGAUUGGAUACUUGUUCAGCCAAACCCACAAAGAGAACCUUGCAUCAGAUUUGAAUGCUGUGAUACUUUUGCAUCAGAAUUACCACGAAGUACCUUCACUAGAAAGGCUUUAUUCACAACUUUCGACAACGAUUCAUGAACUGACAUUGGAAGGGAAUGGAAAGGCAGCGAUGGUGAGACCGCAUCAGGAUUGUCUGUGAUAUACAUACAUGAUAUGGCAUGUACACUCUUCUCUCUCUCACUCACUCGCACAAACACACACACACACACACAAUACACCCUACAUCCUAACAUUCCCUUAUCCGUACAGAUUAAAGCCCUUUAUACUUCUUUUCUAAAGUAACAUUAUAAAUCAUAAUCAUCAUUAUUGAAAUAUAUAUAUAUAUAUAUACAUAUACAUAUAUAAAAGGUAAAAAAAAUAAAAAAUAAAAAUAAAAUGAUUAACCACCG
This is a messenger RNA of Phycomyces blakesleeanus NRRL 1555(-), 1855 nucleotides long. RefSeq lists its product as hypothetical. Gene Ontology annotation, biological process: cytoskeleton organization; cell surface receptor signaling pathway. The transcript is spliced from 6 exons. Lineage: Eukaryota; Fungi; Mucoromycota; Mucoromycetes; Mucorales; Phycomycetaceae. Gene Ontology annotation, cellular component: cytoplasm. The record is from RefSeq and is a predicted model, not a curated record. Gene Ontology annotation, molecular function: protein binding. Bases 52 to 1605 code for a protein of 517 amino acids.